AUGUCUCAUUCCGUGAUAAAAACGAAAUUUUGGAAUGCUCGUCCUCAGUCGCAUCAUACAUUAAAGACAAAAAGUAUCGUUUUUAGUCGAAAAAUUUUUUUCAUUUGUCUAUUAAAAUGUCUAUUUUUCUAUUAA
Dracunculus medinensis (Guinea worm) is the source of this 135-nucleotide messenger RNA. The record is from the annotation of a GenBank genome assembly. Lineage: Eukaryota; Metazoa; Nematoda; Chromadorea; Rhabditida; Dracunculidae.